Molecule: messenger RNA, 955 nt
Organism: Cryptomeria japonica (Japanese cedar)
Lineage: Eukaryota; Viridiplantae; Streptophyta; Pinopsida; Cupressales; Cupressaceae
Product: agamous-like MADS-box protein AGL29
Exons: 1
Coding region: 165-893 (242 amino acids)
Biological process (GO): positive regulation of transcription by RNA polymerase II
Molecular function (GO): protein dimerization activity; RNA polymerase II cis-regulatory region sequence-specific DNA binding; DNA-binding transcription factor activity, RNA polymerase II-specific
Source: RefSeq, a predicted model, not a curated record
AUAACUAAGUUUUAUUGAAGGAUGUAUUUACAGUCCUAAUGUUUCCUUGGUAACUAAAAUAAUAUAUUAGUGUGAACCAGAGAUCCUUAUAUCCAUGCAUUAUAUAUAGCUCUUUUGAUAUUAUAUAUACUAUUGCUGGUUUUUAUGUUUAGGGUUGUGCAGGGAUGGGCAGGGUAAAAAUUCCAAUGAAAAGAAUAGAGAACCCAAAUUCCAGGCAGGUAUGCUUUUCCAAGAGGAGAAUGGGUGUGUUUAAAAAGGCCAGUGAAGUAUCUGUAUUGUGUGGGGCACAGAUUGCAAUCAUAGUCUUUUCUCCAGCAGGGAAGGCCUUCACAUUUGGGAAUCCUGACACUGAUUUUGUGGUUGAUAAAUAUCAGAACAUUCCAGCUCAUGUAAAUGAUAAGAAACUUCAAAAAUCUUGGAGAUUAGAACAAGAAUAUAACUUCCUACUGAGGGAGCUAGAUGCAGAAAAGAAACGCAAUGAGAAUCUCAAAAGGCUAGAAACAAAUAACAAGGCAGAUUCAUGGUGCAGAAGAGAUAUUGAAUGUUUACAACUGCACCAAGUGAGAGAGUUUAGUGACUCACUAAACAGAUUCAAGGAAAGGAUCAUUCAGGUUUUACAAGAGAAGCAGCCAAUGAAACUUAGUAACAAGGUCCUAGAUGAAAUAGAGGCUGAACAAAUGGUUCAAAGACAAUCCUAUCAACCAGCUAUUUGGGGUGAGCAACUAGAUUUUAGUACUCAGUCUAUAAUGGGCUCUUGUUCCAAUAAUGAAGGCAUGCCCUCUCAUUUGCUUAUUCCACAUGAGGGUUGUCUUGAGAUGUCUGAGUUGCAAAGGGUAGUCAUGCCUGCAGACAACCAACACUUACAGUCUGAUCACAAUGAAGGAGAUUUCUAGAUUCUGCAACACUUACAGUCUGAUGACAAUGAAGGAGAUUUCUAGAUUUUUAUGUACUCAAA